AUGGCGACAGGUCUACGAGUUAUUCGAGGACGUGAUUGGCUGUCGGGUGACGUCGACGGGGGUGAAGGUCAUCUCGGAACGGUCGUGUCACACGGGAAAGAUAAAACAGCUGAAGUGAUCUGGGACAAUGGGAAACAAACUAUGUCGAGCAUUGGGAAGGACAGCAAAUACGAGCUGAGGCUUGUAGACAAUGCUCCUGUAGGAGUUUGCCAUCAGACUGUCACUUGCGGCGGCUGUGGAGAAAUCGGGGUGAUUGGAAUACGAUGGUCGUGUGGCCAUUGUACCAGCUUUCACUUGUGUUCUUUGUGCUACGUCACGGGAAAGCAUGACCUGUCUCACAACUUUGUGCGUCACGACACGCCCACAUCUACGGGGUAAAUUACCUCUAAAUAUAAAUAAACAACACACAGAACAUACACGUUGAAACUAUUUUCCCUAGAACCAGCAAGGGUAAACACUCGUAAUGCAUAUUAUGACACACCCUACCUAUACCGAUACACUCGUCAUUCUCGUGGAUUCCACUGGAUUUCUGAACU
Molecule: messenger RNA, 536 nt
Organism: Gigantopelta aegis
Lineage: Eukaryota; Metazoa; Mollusca; Gastropoda; Neomphalida; Peltospiridae
Product: E3 ubiquitin-protein ligase MIB2-like
Exons: 2
Coding region: 1-378 (125 amino acids)
Biological process (GO): protein ubiquitination
Cellular component (GO): cytoplasm
Molecular function (GO): ubiquitin-protein transferase activity; zinc ion binding
Source: RefSeq, a predicted model, not a curated record